This is a messenger RNA of Pundamilia nyererei, 1062 nucleotides long. RefSeq names its product major histocompatibility complex class I-related gene protein-like. The record is from RefSeq and is a predicted model, not a curated record. NCBI's taxonomy places the organism in Eukaryota, Metazoa, Chordata, Actinopteri, Cichliformes, Cichlidae. The transcript is spliced from 6 exons. Gene Ontology annotation, biological process: immune response. Gene Ontology annotation, cellular component: external side of plasma membrane. Bases 1 to 1062 code for a protein of 353 amino acids.
AUGCAAAAUAAGAUGAAGAAUCUGUUCAUAUUACUCCUCUGCUGUCAUGCUGCGUCUCUAGUAAAACACUCCUUGAAGUAUUUCUCCACUGAAACCUCUGGAGCCCAGAGCAUCCCAGAGUUUGUGGCUGCUGCUCUUCUUGAUGAAGUUCAGAUAGGAAGCUGCAAUAGCAACAGAAGGGGACCAGAUCUUAAAACUGACUGGAUUAAAAAACUCUUUAAGGAUUAUCCGCGGCGGCUGGAGUGGUACACGUUUCAAUGUUUGGAUAGUCAUCAUUCAUUCAAGGGUCGCAUUGAUAGUUUAAGGCAACGUUUCAACCAAAGUGAAGGUGUUCAUAUUUUGCAGAGGAUGAGUGGCUGUGAAUGGGAUGAUGAGACUGGACAGAUUAAUGGGUUCAAUCAGUAUGGUUAUGAUGGAGAAGACUUUUUAGCAUUGGACCUGGAGACACUGACAUGGAUUGCUCCAAAACCACAGGCAGUCGUCACCAAACUGAGAUGGGAUGCUGAAGAACCCCGAUUAGAAUAUAACAAAAACUUUUUAAUCUAUGAAUGCCAUGAGUUGUUGAAGAAGUAUGUGCAGUAUGGCAGAAGCUUUUUGCAGACAACAGCUCUUCCUUCAGUGUCUGUCCUCCAGAGGACUCCCUCCUCUCCAGUCAGCUGCCACGCUACAGGUUUCUACCCUGACAGAGCCAAGAUGUUUUGGAGGAAAGAUGGAGAGAAGCUUUGUGAAGGUGUGGAUCCUGGAGAGAUCUUACCCAAUAAUGAUGGGACCUUCCAGAUGAGCGUUGAUCUGGAACUUUCAUCAGUCCCACAUGAAGACUGGCAGAGGUACGACUGUGUGUUUCAUCUCUCUGGUGUGAACGAAGAUAUCAUCACAAAACUGGACAAAGCAGUGAUCAAGACAAACAUGGUAAAGCCCACUGACACGGUGAUCUUCAUCAGUGCUGCAGUGGUUUUCCUAGCUUUCAUCCUCAUCACAGCUGUGGCAUUUGCAGCUUGCAAAAAGAAGAAAGCUUCUGACGAUGGGUUUGAGCAGUCUGAGAAGCUAAAUCCACAAACGUGA